Scleropages formosus (Asian bonytongue) is the source of this 4501-nucleotide messenger RNA. Its product is annotated as sodium-dependent neutral amino acid transporter B(0)AT2-like. The record is from RefSeq and is a predicted model, not a curated record. Gene Ontology annotation, cellular component: plasma membrane. The coding region runs from base 340 to 2397 and encodes 685 amino acids. NCBI's taxonomy places the organism in Eukaryota, Metazoa, Chordata, Actinopteri, Osteoglossiformes, Osteoglossidae. The transcript has 12 exons. Gene Ontology annotation, biological process: amino acid transport; nitrogen compound transport; sodium ion transmembrane transport.
CCCUAAAUAUCUUCGUUACACCCCACAUACACAAAUGGUAAAAUAAAUAUUCAGAAUUCAAUUCCAAACUCAACUUAUUUCCACUCAGUGUUUCCUUAAAAAAAAAUAAAGAAAACAAAAUAAACAUGAUACGUAUCACGCGCCACUGCCUCCCGCCGGGCAACCGCUGACGACGCGCUGCUCCGCGCACGUGCCGACAGGUUACGGAGCGCGAGCCGCCACCGCCGCCCUUUUGUUCCUCCGUCCGGGCCUCUGUGGCGGGAAGAGGCGCCCAGGGAAUUGUGGGUAAUUCAGUUCCACAGUACAAAUACACGUGGUUUACGGGGGCUCGUAGUACGGAUGGAAAAGUCCGCCUUGCCCGGUGAUGAGAACGGGGGAGCCGUGGCGAACGGGCGCUCGGAAACUCAGAUCUCGGAUGUGGCGGGACGUGACGGUCCGGAGGGCGUCGCCGUCGAACCCGCCCGCGACGCUUGGGGCAGUAAAAUACAGUAUCUUUUGGCGCAGGUGGGGUUCAGCGUCGGACUGGGGAACGUCUGGCGCUUUCCUUACCUUUGCCAUCUCAACGGAGGAGGGGCCUUUGUCCUGCUGUACGUUCUCCUCUUGGUCGUGGUGGGCAUUCCUCUGUUCUUCCUGGAGCUGGCAGCUGGGCAGUGUAUCCAACAGGGCAGCAUCGGGGUGUGGAAGACGAUCUCCCCGAAGCUGGUCGGGAUUGGCUACUCCAGCUGUGUGGUGUGUUUCUUUGUAGCACUUUAUUACAAUGUCAUCAUUGCAUGGAGUCUCUUCUACCUUGGGAGCUCCUUCCAGUACCCCCUGCCUUGGGAAGAGUGUCCUGAACCAGUAAACAACCAGACGGUAAAGGAGUGUACCGGUAGCUCUCCCACCACCUACUUCUGGUUCCGAAAGACGCUGGACAUCACGGACUCCAUUGACGAGACUGGACAACUAAAUCCCAUCAUGACGGGAUGCCUGUUGGCUGCCUGGGCCAUUGUAUGCCUUGCCAUGAUCAAAGGCAUCAAGUCAUCUGGGAAGGUGAUGUACUUCUCCUCCAUCUUCCCCUACGUGGUGCUUCUGUGCUUCCUUAUCCGGGGGCUGCUGCUGGACGGGGCGGCGGAGGGCAUCAUCUACAUGUUCUACCCCAAGCUGGAGCUCUGGGGCAAUGUGCAGGUAUGGCGGCAGGCGGCUACGCAGGUGUUCUUCGCCCUGGGCCUGGGUUUUGGCUCCAUCAUUGCUUACUCAUCCUACAACCCACGAAGGAACAACUGCCACCGUGACGCCCUCAUGGUCUCCUUCAUAAAUUUCUUCACAUCAGUGUUUGCAACACUUGUCGUGUUUGCCGUCUUGGGCUUCCGUGCCAAGAACAUAGCCAAGGAAUGUGUGCUCAGCAAUUUGAAACUCCUGUCCCAGCUGUCUGACGUGGAACUUGAACAGAACCCCUUUUCGCCGCAGUUCAAUAUUUUUGAGCCCAGUUCAGUAUCACUGGAGGAGUACAGAGAGUGGUUCCUACGCAACGGGUCUGGUGUACCGGUGAACGUCACCGACUGCAACCCGGAAGACGAGAUGAAGAAGGGCGCCGAAGGCACGGGACUGGCUUUCAUCACCUUCACACAGGCCAUGUCCCUGUUCCCGGCCAGCCCCUUCUGGUCGGCACUCUUCUUCCUCAUGCUCCUCAACCUGGGCCUCAGCACCAUGUUUGGUACCAUGCAGGGCAUCCUCACGCCACUCAUGGACAAUUUCAAAUCCCUGAUGCGGCACAAGACCAUCCUCACUGUGGGCAGCUGUACUGUGGGUUUCCUCAUUGGACUGAUGUUCACGCAGCGCUGCGGGAACUAUUUCGUGACCAUGUUCGACGAUUAUUCCGCAACCCUGCCGCUCAUCAUCGUCGUCAUCUUCGAGACGCUCAGCGUCGCCUGGAUUUACGGAGCCGACCGGUUCCUGGACGACAUUGAGAACAUGCUGCAGUGGCGUCCCCCGGCCGUGUACAGGAUCAUCUGGAAGUACAUCUCUCUGCUGGCCAUGGUUGGGCUGCUGGGGGCGAGUCUGUUGCAGAUGCUCUUCAAACGUCCCACCUACGUGGCGUGGAACCGGGAGGAGGCUACGGAGGUGAGACUGGAGUACCCCGGCUGGGCGCUGGGCGUCCUCACGAUCCUCAUCGUCAUCGCAUCCCUGCCCAUCCCUCUGGGCGUCCUUCACUCGCUGCUGAGGAGCUGGCUGGGAGCGGCGCCCACAUGGGGCGCCAACGCGGAGCGGGAGACCUACACCAAGUGCAGUUCCGUGGACCUGGACUCCGUCCCCGUCGACACGCGCGAGGAGGGGGGGGACGGGGAGUCGCCGGGUGCGGAACGGUGCCGACUGCUUGCCCGGGAGGACGAGGCCGAAGAGGCCACCACGGAGGUGUGAGCGAGCGAGAGGACGGCUGUGGACCGGAGCGGUGCGGGAAACGCGACUGUCCGCGGGGCCCUGUGUCCCGUCCUCCCUGCAUGUAAAUCUGUAGAUAUGAUUCUGAUUGGAAUAAUCCCGCAUGGGCAGCGGGAGCAUGUUCCCCCAGGUCCACAUACAAAUACAGCCCCUGUGUCUUUUUCCCGUUUGGGAAAAUCUUGGUCUUUUUUUUUUGGACACAACGAUAUAUUUUCCAUGUUUUCCAAAUUGAUGGAUGAACGUUGUACAAAUUUAUCAAGACUUUGGUCUUGUGACACUUGUGGGAGCUUCAUCCAUAUUUUUUAAAUUUCAUCUUUGCAUCUUGUUCAUUGUUUCACGGUACCUUUUUUGGAAAUAUUUUCUGGUUAUUGCCUUUUUUUUUUUUUUUAAAUUAAAAAAACAUGUCUUUAUUCAGUGUCAUUGUUAACCUGAUGCUGGCUGUACAGUUCAGAAAUGUAAAAUUUCCUAUCAGUCACCAUAUGUCUUGCUUUUGCCGGCCAGUUGGUUCUCCGGCAUCGGAUUAUAUUUGAUAUUUAUUGCUGUUGCCUUUAGUCUUACUUGUAAAUGAAUGUUGAUAAUAUGCAGAUUUGUUAUUCAGGUACAUAAAAAGUCAUUUUUCUCUGUGUCAGAGAUACACUUCAGAACUUUCAGUGGUGACAGAUGCAAAACUAGAGGGUUUAAGCCUACAGUCCUUUAGUGAAUGGUUUUUUUUUUUUUUUUUUUUUUUUUUGUCUUGGCCCUGGUGCCACAAGUAGUAUGUUUUUCUUAAUUUUUUUCUUUAUUUUUUUCUUUUUUCACCGUAAUUGAGUCUCUGACCAGUGAACAACUCCAUUUCAUUUUUGGCUCCUCUCCUUGUGGAAUUGGACCUAGAAUAUAAAAAAUGUUGCCAGAUGGUCAUCGCUGACAUUGAAGGUGACCUCACGUUGAGAUGUUUGUUCACCGAAAGGGUCUAAGAGAUCAACAUUAUUUAACUUUUUUUUUUUUUUUUUGCCAUAAUUAUUUCACAGUGCUAAUAAUUAGCUGCAUUUUGAUGUUAGUGUAUUAAUAGUGUGUCUAUUCGCAUUAAAGCGAAAGUUAAUAGGUUUGUGCGGUAUAGAGAGUAUAAAAGAUAAGUAGUUUAGCACAUUAAGUGAUUCACCUUGGUGUUUCAGCAGUUGCCCUUAAUGACACCUGAAAUACGACCGUUGGAACGCAGGAUGCCGUAUAAAGCGAUGAUGUUGCGGCCCGAUGACGUGUUGCGCACGGGGAGACCGCGGGGCCCAGGUGAAGGGCUCUCUCGAACCCGACUCCAGCGGUUCCUCAAUGCUCGGAACACGUUCGUUGCCUGCGCCAGUUUUAGGGUGCGAAACCCGUCCCAUGUGCGACGGGAGGGUUUCAAACCUGCGGGUUCUGUGUUUCGUUGUAAAGCUCUUUCCUAUUAUUACCGAAAAAUUGCUGGCCGUGUGGGUGCUGCGCCUGGCAUUAAUCCAGGCUGACACCUGUAUGAAACCAUACAUUUUUUUUUUUCUUUCUUUUUGACAUUUUGUCAAAAUAAGAGGCUUUUGUGAAUUAGUUUGUUUUGCCAGUACAGUACCUUCUUGGGGAAAAUGUUAAUACGCGUUGGAACAAAUUAUGUUUUUGCUCAAGUGUCACGUUCAUUGCUGGUUUUCUGACAUCUUCGUGUCAUUUGUAAUUAAACUGGUUGUCCUGAUGGACCUCUUCUUAACGAGGGCUUCCGACUUGUGUAUUUCCACUGUGCAGUACCGUCAAAACAGGGUACAGCUGAUCACGUAACAGGGUAAGGCGCCGUGGACAGAGGUGUCGGAUAAACAGGUUAAUAAUGAAACCACCUUUCUUUCCCAGCGCUACCGUUGACACCGGACCAAGGGGCAGAAACAAAACAGGUUUUUUCCCACUGGAAGCAAAUGUCAGAACUGUAUGUUACAUUCCAUUAUUGACAAUAUUGAUAGUAUUACGUCCCAUUAUUGAUGCCGUAAUUCAGCACCUACAUUUCUGGUGUAUUUUCGUGCAGAAUUUUCCCUCUGAUUGUGAGAAUUGUACGAUUUGGACAGUCAAAAAUUCCUUGAAAGCAUCUGAUUGUGUUAAA